Messenger RNA from Paramuricea clavata, 2891 nucleotides. The record is from the annotation of a GenBank genome assembly. Lineage: Eukaryota; Metazoa; Cnidaria; Anthozoa; Malacalcyonacea; Plexauridae.
GGAGUAUAAACUAACAAGAAGGGACAUAUAUUUAUGGCGGUCGUGCGCGGGAAAUAAAUUGUAGUUGCAAAUUUUUAGCAAAUUCCAAGUUUAUGUUCGAUUCAAGGUCUGAAUUUUGAAAAGUAGCACAAAAAUGGGGGUAAUUCUGCUUAAAAUUUUAACUUAUGAGGUAGUUUAAGUAAAAUCUUUUUGUAGGAUGAAGACAAGAGGUUAUAAAACUUUUAAAAAGCGAAGUAAUAGGCACAAAAAAUUUCACAUGUUGUCGAUGUUGAUAUCAUAAAUAUUUUGAAGACGGCUGAAGAUCAUUCAUUUUGUAUUUAUUAACCUAGAAAAAAUCUGGUAAAGGUAAAGAAAAGAAACUAAGAAGAAAAGAGGUGAGUUGCUUGAUUCCUGUCGAUUUGAAAACUAAUCAUAUUUUGAGCAUUCAAGACGAAUUAGACAAUUCUAGUGUACAGUCAUUAAUGGUUAUGUCAUCAUUGUAGGAGCAAGCAAAGCUCUCUGCAGCUCAAUCAGUUGUGGACGCCGCCAAUGCUGUAAGCUUUCCUUAUCACAUAUGCCAACCAGAAGUCAGUUGAGCCAUUAUAGAUAGCCUGUGAUUGCGUCACUGUUAACCAUUCUUGUUUUAAAUCACAACUGUGAAACAGCAUUGACUGCGCCCAUUCUUCAUUUCAAGCAAGAACUGCUGACGCUAUUUAUAAUGGCUUGGCUGACUUCCAGUAAUUGGUAUACGUGUUACCAAAAAUGUAGUGUGCUUUAUUUAAGCCACAUAAGGCCAUGGGAAUGAAAGUCAUAGAUUUUCGUCCACCGCCCGCAUGCCUCAAAAGCUACCGUCUAAAAUUUUCAUUAUUUACAAAAAAUUCAUUAUUUUCACAAAUAAAGCAAAACUCAAUAAAAUUAGCAAUAAAAUUGUGUAUUGAUUGCAAUGAAAUGAACAUAUUGCAGUGUGUUUGUCCUCAGUAUCCACAUUCUUAUGAAAUUCCAAAUUGUAUUUACAGAAAUGGCGAAAUUGGCACACAGAUCUUCAGUGCUGCGACCAUGUGAGCUUGUGAUAUAUGUAAUUCCACGGCGUGAACGGUAAUUCGUGUUUUUAUCUCUGUAUUUACCACCCAAAACAAUGGUAAAAAAAUAAUGAAUACCAGUAAUGAAUAAUGAAAAAAAGCCGCAUGCUUUUUCAAAAUUAUCCAGACGCAAAUCUAUGACUUUCAUUCCCAUGGCCUAAUAGAGACUAUAGAGAAGUCAGACUCGGCCAACAAAGGUGUAACUGUUGAUCAUCAAAAUGUAUUCAUCUUCUCACGGUGGGCAAAAAAGACAGCAAAUUUGGCCACGUACAUAUAACUUUCUGUCAUUAGUUUGGAAUAUCACGAAACUCCCUCACAGGAUAGAACUUAACAUUCCUAAAAAUCAUAUGUUUUUUGUUUUUCGAUUUUGUUACAUUUUGGCGGGAAAAUGACGUGCCAACUUUGGCACCAAAAAAUUAAACACGAGCUAAGAACAAGCUAGUAACGUUUUUGAAGAGAUCUCGAAACUGUAAAAACAUUAAAAAUACAACAAGGCAGUGCGAAGAUAUGGCGAUUCAAAAUUCGAAAAAAAUCUAUUUUUAGUAACAAAAUGGCUGAUUUUUCAGUAAAAAUAGAACUUUGAAUCGCCAUAUCUUCGCACUGCCUUGUUGUAUUUUUAAACAGUUUUGACAUCCUUAUAGGACAAUCUUUUCAAAAAAGUUACUAGCAUGUUCUUAGCUCGUGUUUAAUUUUUUGGCACCAAAGUUGGCAUGUCAUUUUCCCACCAAAAUGUAACAAAAUUGAAAAACAAAAAACAUACGAUUUUUAGGAAUGUUAAGUUCUAUCCUGUGAGGGAGUUUCGUGAUAUUCCAAACUAACGACAGGAAGUUAUAUGUACGUGGCCAAAUUUGCUGUCUCUUUUGCCCACCGUGCUAAUUAGCAAGUGUGUUUAUGAGAGGCAUUCACCCCCUGAACAUCUGCCAUUUUUAAUAUUCUCGGGAUGAAUGCCUCUCAUAAGCACACUGGCUAGGAACAGUGCGACGGCAUGGUUACACCAAAGUCAUAGGCACUAACAAGUAGUCAGACCUUAAUUUUGACCUUCAUGUUGCUAUUUCAGGUCGAUGACCUCAUGAAACCUCUGACUCCAUUCACCAAAUACGACAGGAAUGGGUAAGCAAUGUUCACAGAAUUAAUGCAUAAAGUAUGCAUGGUAUGAGAAUCUUCGUUUCAUCGGUACAUGUUCUUGUGUGUGGCUGAAAUAGAGAACUUUGUUUUAGACUAAUAGUGUCUAUUGGAUGUAAAAGAAUAUCAGAGUUGAGUGAAGAAGAAUUUAACUGGGCUUUUGAUCUCACAAAAGACAACAUGCAAACAUUGUGAGUUUGGUUGAUAAAAUUAUACAAUCAAAGUUUGUAUGAGUUGACUUAUAGCAUAGAUGUAUUUUCACAUUUUGCUUAGGGUAUGUGUGGGUGCUGAAGAUUUAGGGGAUGAGAGAGGGGGUGCCAAGCAAGCUGGAGACACUCCAUGAAUUGUUAACAUUUUAUUUACAGUCAUCUUCAGAAUUAAUUAAUUAAAAUACUUAUAUAGACAUAUAUAUAAAAGACAGACUAUUACAAAAGUAAACCAGGGGGGGGGGGAAAUCCACACAAGCAAAACAUUUCAGAAGAAAAUGCGUACAGCCAGAAGGUGGCAGAAAAAAAAAUCACAACACAAGAGAAAAACAUGCACGUAUGUAGAAACUUCCAUGCACAGCAGAAACUUCCCCAUCCCUAAUGUUUAAAAAGGCUGCAGAUUAAGAGAGGUACAGGUAUCUGAAAAAUGCAAGCAGAACUUUCUCUCUGAAAUCCAUGCAUGAACCUUCUUGUUAUCAUCAGGGUCUGAAAUUAUAUCCACGAG